Molecule: messenger RNA, 826 nt
Organism: Ogataea polymorpha
Lineage: Eukaryota; Fungi; Ascomycota; Pichiomycetes; Pichiales; Pichiaceae
Exons: 1
Coding region: 12-761 (249 amino acids)
Source: RefSeq, a predicted model, not a curated record
GUCAGGAAUUGAUGGUGACUCCGUUCACGGUCACUUGUGGGCACACGUUUUGUUACGAGUGCCUGUCGGACUGGCUCAAGGUGAAGCACUCGUGUCCGUUGUGUCGCCAGCGUGUGAGGCGUGUUCCUGUGUUUAAUGUGCCGAUGAAACAGUUGCUGGAAAGUUAUCUGGAGGCGGUGGCGAAGGACCAUCCCGACCAAAAAGAGCCCAUAACCAAGAUGAUACGCGAGCGCAACAAGUUAUACGAGAAAGAUAACCACAACGAUACCUGUUUCAAAAAUCUGUUUGACAACUAUUCGGAGGCCGUUCUGGAUACCAGCGAUGGCAUUCCACGUUGCAGUGUCUGCCACUGGGAAGCUCACGGCUCUCGAUGUCUGAAUUGCGGGCGACGCCUUCUUGCAGCUACCAACGAGAGAUUUUCGUCCUCGGACAGUGAGGAUGAUCCGGAGUACCACGACGAGUCGGCCUCGUACGGCGAAGAGAGUUUUAUUUCUCUGCUCGAGCGCGAAAGCCCUGAGCUUGCGGACGCCUGGCGGCAACGGGAGGCUCUUCGACUAUUUAUUAAUGCUCCCUCUCCUGGAGAAGAGGAGGAGGACGAUUUCGACGACGAUUACGUUGACUACGACUUUGAACGCGACCUCAGGGACGCAGAUAGCGUGCCCAGCGACAUAGACGACGGUGAUGAGUACUAUCGACCUGCGAACACGCGGCAUCGGUCGAGGAUCCUGUCGAGCGACAGCGACGAGGAGUGGACGGAGUAAACCAGCGGCGAGUUUGGGUUAUAAGUUUUCGGUUAUAGGAGGAUAAAUGGAACUGUAUGAAUAGU